CGUCAAGUACCUAUUAAAUUAAUUUAUUUCCGUCCCAAUGAAAACUUAAAAUUCAAUAUGAUUUUUAUUUUUCCUGUGAAAUGUGUCCCUGUAGAUUCUACAAAGGUAUUUGCAGGUUCAGCAAGAAUUAAUGAUACAGAGUCGGCGAGGCAUUGGCCUGCUAGAAAGUUUAAGACGAAUGUACCCCUGGAAUUGAAGCAACAAAAUUUUGUGAAGAGUUACAAGGAGAAAGAUGCAGGCAAAGUUGUGGUUUAUACGACGACGAUGGGAAUUGUUCGAGAGACGUACAACAACUGCACGAAGGUUAAGAAAAUCCUGCGGACGCUCCUUGUCAAAUUCGAGGAGCGAGACGUGUUCAUGAGCAACGAGUACCAGACCGAGGUAAGAGACCGCAUGCGCUGUGACCACAUCCUGGUGCCACAGGUGUUCGUCGACGGACAGCAUAUAGGGGAUGCCGACACCAUAGAGGUCCUUAAUGAAACUGGAGAGCUUCGUAAAAUAUUGAAACCUUACAAGAGUAUGGAUGCUUGCACCACUUGCAAAAUUUGUGGAGGAUAUCGCCUUCUUCCCUGUCCCAUCUGUAACGGUAGCAAGAAGUCUGUCCACAGGAACCAUUUCACUACCGAGUUUGUCGCUCUAAAAUGUAUGAAUUGUGACGAAGUUGGAUUAGUGAAGUGUACGUCUUGUUAACAACAAUACGAUUCUAUUUACUUAUUGCUUUCUAGUAGGAAAUACGAACUGCUGCAAUAUUUGGUCAAUCUUAUUUGUAAUACAUCGUAACUGCCUAAUGUAAUAAAGAAUAAAGGACUGCUAUUCAA
Agrilus planipennis (emerald ash borer) is the source of this 818-nucleotide messenger RNA. RefSeq names its product glutaredoxin domain-containing cysteine-rich protein CG31559-like. The transcript has 4 exons. The coding region runs from base 58 to 690 and encodes 210 amino acids. Gene Ontology annotation, biological process: sensory perception of sound. Lineage: Eukaryota; Metazoa; Arthropoda; Insecta; Coleoptera; Buprestidae. The record is from RefSeq and is a predicted model, not a curated record.